Molecule: messenger RNA, 1522 nt
Organism: Colossoma macropomum (tambaqui)
Lineage: Eukaryota; Metazoa; Chordata; Actinopteri; Characiformes; Serrasalmidae
Product: keratin, type I cytoskeletal 13-like
Exons: 8
Coding region: 50-1444 (464 amino acids)
Molecular function (GO): structural molecule activity
Source: RefSeq, a predicted model, not a curated record
CUCACUCACUCUCAUCAGAGCAGAGUAAAGCAGAAAGCCUCCAUCAAACAUGGCCACCACCUUCUCUGCCCGCAGCAGCUUCGUCUCUGGAGGUUCCUUCGCUGGAGGAGCUGGAGGAGCCUCCCGCAUGUCCCUGUCUGCUGGAGGGGGAAGCCGCGUCAGCGCCAUGAGGUCCGGAAGCGUCUACGGAGGAGCUGGAGGCUCUGGAGUUCGCAUCUCCCAGGCUUCGCGCUCUGCGUCCCUGGGCAGCUCCGCUGGAGGCUUUGGCUUCAGCUCUGGUGGAGGCUUCGGUGCAGGUUUUGGUGGAGGUUUUGGUGGUGGUGCUGGUGCUGGUUUUGGCGCUGGAGCCGCUGGCGCAGCAGACGGCAGCAUCCUCGGCAACGAGAAGUUCACCAUGCAGAACCUCAACGACCGUCUGGCCUCCUACCUGGAGAAGGUGCGCUCCCUGGAGAAGGCCAACGCUGAGCUGGAGCUGAAGAUCCGCCAGUUCCUGGAGAGCAGAACCUCACCUGCUGCACGAGACCAGACGGCCUUCUUGGGGACCAUCUCAGAGCUGCAGGCUAAAAUCCUGGACGCCAUUCAGCUGAAGGGCACCGUCCACCUCAGCAUUGACAACGCCAGCCUGGCAGCAGACGACUUCAGGACCAAGUAUGAGAACGAGCUGGCCAUGCGCCAGUCUGUGGAGGCCGAUAUCGCUGGACUGAAGAGGGUUCUAGACGAGCUGAACAUGACCAAAAAAGACCUAACCCUGCAGAUCGAGGCCCUGAAGGAGGAGCUGGUCUUCCUGAAGAAGAACCAUGAGGAGGAGCUGGUGUCCAUGCGCACUCAGAUGAGCGGACAGAUCCACGUGGAGGUCGAUGCGGCACCACAGGAAGAUCUGACCAAAGUUCUGGAGGAAAUCCGUGAGCACUACGAGGCGGUCGCUGCCAAGAGCCAGAGGGACCUGCAGGGAUGGUUCCAGGCCAAGUCGGAGACCCUGAAGCAGGAAGUUGCCACCAGCACAGAAACGCUGCAGACCUCCAAGACAGAGGUGAACACGGUGAAGAGCUCAGUGCAGUCUCUGGAGAUCGAGCUCCAGUCUCUGUUAGCCAUGAAAGCGUCCAUGGAGAGCACGUUGGCCGAGACUCAGACGCGCUACUCCAUGCAGCUGUCAGGCUACCAAGCGCAGGUGAGCAGUCUGGAGGACCAGCUGGUGCAGCUCCGCGCUGAUCUGGAGCGCCAGGGUCAGGAGUACCAGAUGCUGCUGGACAUCAAGUCCAGACUGGAGUUGGAGAUCACAGAGUACAGGAGGCUGCUGGACGCAGAAGCCAGUGGCAGCGCCUCCAUCUCCUCCAGCACCAGCUCCACUACCAAAGCGGCCGUGAUCACGGUGGUGGAAGAGGUGGUGGACGGGAAGGUGGUCUCCUCCUCCUCCUCCACAACAACAUCUAUCACUCGCAAGUGAAGCUCCUCCGACCUGCACUUCAAAAACCAAACCCGCCAACGAGCGAGUCACAAAUAAAGCUUUCCUUCAGUGACAAUA